Molecule: messenger RNA, 1570 nt
Organism: Harpegnathos saltator (Jerdon's jumping ant)
Lineage: Eukaryota; Metazoa; Arthropoda; Insecta; Hymenoptera; Formicidae
Product: zwei Ig domain protein zig-8
Exons: 7
Coding region: 282-1280 (332 amino acids)
Biological process (GO): synapse organization
Cellular component (GO): neuron projection membrane
Source: RefSeq, a predicted model, not a curated record
UUCAAACCCCGCAGCAGUCAGUCGGCAGCCGCCCGUGCUGUACCAACCGGGGGUGAUAUUUUCCGCUCUCGUAAAGUUCAUCUCUCGUCAGCAUCGUAAAAGGGGAAAAAAACAUCACACGGGCUCGUGACAGGCGGUGACUGGCGGAUUUGUAACGAGAACACGGAGAACGGCGAUCCCCCCCUCGCUCGCGAGGCGCGCUGUAGCAACAACGUCGAGACGAUUGCCUGACUGCCUGCAUUCGCAAAAACUACGGGGGAUGCGAGACACGGUGACGGGCGAUGACGGGACAAGCGUGGGGGUCGAGGUUCCUCUUCGUUCUGGCGACGAUCACGAUCGUUAUCGCCAAUUAUCAGCGGCAUCGCGACAGAUCCCACCUGCGCGAGCAGCUUGUUAACGGCCACAAAAUCACCAGGAAUAUCACUCAACUGCAAGAGGAGAUAACCGCCAAUCUGCCGCCGUUGCGAGUGCCGCGCUUGCGGCAUCACCGUGUCACAGAUUGGAAUCCGUACUUCGAGAAUGCGGAUGGCCAGGGUAUCAACGGGUCGCAAAGCGUGGCGUUGCACCUCGGCGCGACUGCCCUGCUCGACUGCCGCGUGGCCAUGCUCUCCGGCAAGAAGGUCAUGUGGCUGCGACGGAACGCCGACUGGGCGUCCCUCCUGACUCUCGACAACACCACUCACACCUCGGACUCGAGGUACAGCGUGAGAUUCCAGUACCCGAACAACUGGAGACUGGCCAUCUCCGGCGUGCGGAGGGAGGAUCAUGGGGUGUACGUCUGCCAGGUCAACACGCACCCGCCGCGGAUGUUGGUUACGAACGUCACCGUUCUCGCGCCGGAUAUUAGAAUCGUCGACGAGGCCAGGCACGAGCUGCGGGACCGAUACUACAAGACCGGAAGCGGUAUCGAGCUAUCGUGCGUUGUCCGGCCAUCCUGCCCCGACUCGAGGGUACCGUAUCCCGUCUGGCGGAAAAAUGGUGAGAUGUUGCCGGAUCACGUCAACGUUUAUCACGUUAAUGGAUCGAACGAGAACAUGAUUACAAAGCUGCACAUCGAGCGAGCGAAAAAGACUGACAGCGGGGAGUAUACGUGCUCAGUGAGCCAAUUCAGCACGACCGCGGUGCACAUUCACGUCCUAAAUGGUGAGAAGCAAGCCGCGGUUCAUCACGAUCAAUGGAACGCAGCGCGCGCCGUCAAUCAUCACGCGGCUUUCGUCGAGUUUUACGCAGUGUUCGUCAACCUCCUGCUUCACCUGUGGCGAACUUAUCAGCCCCUGUGAAAAGUUAUUUUUUCAAUGUCGGACGCGAGCGCGCGUCGCGCUCAUCGAGCUUGAGCUUGAGAUUCCCGGCGAUGUUCUUAUCGAUAUCCUCCGUGCGCCAACAUGCUUCGAAGCGAUCCCAGCGAGAUACGAGUUCUUCAGUCAUUCGCUCCUUCGUCCCCUCUCAUCAUCGUACACGACGGCAUUACUACACAGCCACACAAGCUGUGAACGUUGAAUGAUUCUGUGUCAGUAUUAAAAAACGCUAUAAAUAAACUGAGCAUCGAUGUUCAAAUAAAUAUCGUACUUGU